UGGAAGUUAAGGACAAGUGCGUCAUACUUGCCAGUCUAAAGAUAAUUUCUGUCUUCUUAUCCGAAUAAGUGAUAAUUUGAAUCUUUCUAUUCUCCACUAGUUGUACUAGACUAGUUCUAUAGAAACGUGACCAACUCGAACCAUGUGUGUUUAUGAUUCCAGGAACUGAAUCCAGAAUUAUCAACAACAAAAACAUCGUUGAUCAUGUCUCGUCCUGAGCAUCAGGCCCCACCAGAAAUUUUUUACAAUGAAUUAGAAGCUAAAAAAUAUACGCGAAAUACUCGAAUUAUCGAGAUUCAAUCAUCGAUGAGCGAAAGAGCAAUAGAAUUAUUAGCGCUUCCAGAUGAUGGACAACCAAAAUAUCUUCUCGAUCUUGGUUGUGGAUCCGGAUUGAGUGGUGAGGUUUUGGAAGAAAACGGUCAUUAUUGGAUCGGUUUAGAUAUCAGUUCGGCAAUGUUGGAUGUAUGUCGUGAACGUGAAUGCGAAACUGGUGAUACUAUUCAGAUGGAUCUUGGUCAUGGCCUUCCAUUUCGUGCAGGUACUUUUGAUGGUGCCAUAUCGAUUUCGGCCCUACAAUGGUUAUGCAAUGUCGAUAAACGUGGCCAAAAGCCCGGAAAACGUCUAUCAAAAUUAUUCUCAUCAUUGUAUGCAUGUUUAUCACGUGGUGCCAAAGCAGUGUUUCAAUUUUAUCCAGAAAAUAGUGAUCAAAUUGAAUUGAUAACCAAAACAGCUAUGAAAGCUGGUUUUUAUGGUGGCUUGGUCAUUGAUUUUCCCAAUAGUAGUAAAGCGAAAAAAGUCUUUCUCGUAUUAUUCACCGGUGUUGCACCACAAUCUAUGCCAAAAGCAUUGGGAACUGGUGAUGAUGAAGAUGUUCAUGUUCCAAGUACGGUCGAUUAUGAUUCAAAACGAGAACGAAUUCGUAAUGCAAAAGCAAAAGUACCCAUUAAAUCUCGACAAUGGAUUAUAGAUAAAAAAGAUCGAUACCGAAGACAAGGUAAAGAUGUUCGUGAUAAUAGUAAAUAUACAGGCCGAAGGCGGUGUGGCCGUUUUUGAUAAAUGAAUAAAAAAAUUUAUUUACAAAAAUCAA
Dermatophagoides farinae (American house dust mite) is the source of this 1087-nucleotide messenger RNA. RefSeq names its product 18S rRNA (guanine-N(7))-methyltransferase. Gene Ontology annotation, molecular function: rRNA (guanine) methyltransferase activity. Gene Ontology annotation, cellular component: nucleolus. NCBI's taxonomy places the organism in Eukaryota, Metazoa, Arthropoda, Arachnida, Sarcoptiformes, Pyroglyphidae. The record is from RefSeq and is a predicted model, not a curated record. Gene Ontology annotation, biological process: rRNA (guanine-N7)-methylation.